Molecule: messenger RNA, 1787 nt
Organism: Lepisosteus oculatus (spotted gar)
Lineage: Eukaryota; Metazoa; Chordata; Actinopteri; Semionotiformes; Lepisosteidae
Product: leukotriene B4 receptor 1-like
Biological process (GO): cell chemotaxis; calcium-mediated signaling; G protein-coupled receptor signaling pathway
Cellular component (GO): external side of plasma membrane; membrane
Molecular function (GO): C-C chemokine binding; C-C chemokine receptor activity
Source: RefSeq, a predicted model, not a curated record
UCAGUUUAUCUCUCUGAGCUGUCCCAGCUCCACAUUGCAUAGAGGUUUUUACCAACUUCCUCAGCCAGCUGACUGUCAGUGUCUCUCAGCACUCUGGUCUUCUCACAAUGCAGCAGUCCAACAGCACAGCCUCUAAUCACACCCGGGGAGCCGUGGCCCCCAGUGUUGUCCUGGGGCUCUGCAUGCUGGUGGGGGUCCCCAGCAAUGCUGUGGUGAUCUGGGCUUUGCUCACCAAGCUGAGGAGAGUCACCUUCACCGUGAAGCUCAUGCUGAACCUGGCCAUCACCGACCUCCUCACACUCAUCACCCUGCCCUUUUGGAUCUACGCCUUGCUGGCCACCUGGGUGUUUGGAAGCGGCCCAUGCAAGUUCCUGUCCUAUAUCAUCUACUGCAGCAUGUACACCAGCGUGCUCAGCGUCACCCUGAUGAGUGUGCAGCGAUCCAUCAUGGUGCUGUACCCUCAGGCCAAGCUGUGGCUGCGCCGCAGGGGGGAGAACGCUGUGCUCCUGGGGAUCUGGGCCCUCGCCAGCCUCUUCGCCAGCCCCACAAUCAAAGUCCGGGACGUGGUGGAGGACAGCGACUUGCAGAAGAUGUGUUUGCCCAGGACAUACAGUUCAGACAGCGAGAGAGUGGUGCUCCUGUUGCUGGAGACACUCCUGGGGUUCGUCAUCCCUUAUUCCAUCCUGACCACCUCUUACAUCUGCCUCACCAGGAGGGUGAAGCAAACCACCUUCGCCAGCAGCAUGAGGCUGGAGAAGCUGAUAACAUGGAUUGUAAUGAUGUUCUUUGUCUUUUGGUUACCUUAUCACAUAUUCAACCUGCUGUACGUCUACACUACUUUGAAGAAAGUGUCCACAGAGGGCACGUCCUUGGUGGGGAAAGUUUUGGAGGUGGGCACCAACAUAGCCGGGUCUCUUGCUCUGGUCAACAGCUGCCUCAACCCGUUCCUCUACGCCUUCGCCACGCACAGCAUCCGCAGGGACAUCAGGUCCAGGAGGUUUUUGCAGCGCUUCAGGCUGGUCUGCAGUUCCAAAGGCGGGGACACCCUCACGCAGGACUCUCAGAAUCGCGCCCAGGCGACAGGGCUCUGUGUGCAGGCCAGCUGCCAGCCUGAACAGGACAGCUGCGCUCCGAGGUGAAGCUCUUUUUGUUUCUGCAUUAGCAGUUUCACAGGACUGGAGUGUGGCAGCUUAGACAGGGUGUUUAUGCUAAAUAUUUAGCCAUUUGUGUCUGUUGCCUGGCAUGAGACAAUGCUUAAAAGCUCUGAAAAGCUCUGUUUUGUGGCUUAAGGUGUAAAUGGGGGAAGACAGGGGGUACAAUCCGACACCUGCCCUGUCAGGGCACAAGGAAGAAGUAUAUCUGCUAAUCCGGUGAUUUACUCUGAUACAACACAAGAAAAUGAACAGGGGAUUCAGAGAAAAGGCUUUUCAUCAAUAUUUAUUAGAGAAUAACAGAAAAUAAUUAUGUAAGCAUUUGCUAAAUUUAGAAUUAUUCUGUCACUGUUUUAUAUACAGUAUUUAUUUGAUGGUGAUAAGUAUUUCAAUGUCUAGUUUGAAAUUAGAUUCCAGUGCAAUGUUUGCAUGUGCAGUUUAAGUGCAUUUUAUUAAAUCACUGAAUUUUGCUUAAUUAUAAUAUCAGAGAUUCUAAUUUACUUAGUUUUUGAUGCAUUAAAUGAAAAUGUCAAUAUUAGUCUUUCAGCUGUGUUAGUGCACAGCUUGAUAUUGCCUUAAAGCAGUGGUUCUCAAACUGUGGUACGCGUACCGGCAGUGGUGCGUGGAGUGCCGCCA